Messenger RNA from Micropterus dolomieu (smallmouth bass), 4196 nucleotides. RefSeq names its product vasorin b (gene vasnb). The transcript is spliced from 2 exons. Gene Ontology annotation, molecular function: protein binding. Lineage: Eukaryota; Metazoa; Chordata; Actinopteri; Centrarchiformes; Centrarchidae. The record is from RefSeq and is a predicted model, not a curated record. Bases 51 to 2312 code for a protein of 753 amino acids.
CUUGAGCGCAUGCCUUGACGCCGAGGUCGGUGUACCUCUCCAAGGAUUUGAUGAAGAAGGUUCGUUAUAAGUGCAAUACGUUAACAGUAACUUGUUUUGAGAGAGAGAGAGAGAGAGAAAGCGCACACGCUGAAAACUACAGGGUCUGGAGUUUUAUCGGUGAACUGCGGUGCUUGGAUAAAGACACAAGCGCGGCUGCGCUCCCAACUUUUCUUCGAAGUUCAGGGCUGAGCAUGGAGAGAGAAAGAGUCUGCACCAUGAAGGUUUUUCUCACUUCGCUGAUGCCCUUUCUGCUCUUCCUCGUCCUUCCUGAUGGCACCUUGUCCAACGACUGCCCGAAGGACUGCACCUGCUCCACGCCAGAGUCCAUCUUAUGUUUCCAGAGACGCUCCUCUACUAUUCCAAAGGGAGUGCCCACAUUCACAAAAAGCCUUUACCUCUUUUCCAAUGGCAUUGAGGGCUUGACAACUGAGGACUUUGAUGGUCUAGACAACCUGGAAAUGCUGGACCUCAGUCAAAACAAAUUGACUGAACUUCCUGAAAGGGUGUUUGAACCUCUGACCUCUUUGAGAAACCUGGACUUGUCAUCCAACCAGAUCACCCACAUUUCAGAGGAAUGCUUCCAGGGUUUGGCACUGCUUGAGCGCCUUUAUUUGUAUAGUAAUGUUAUUGAGACCAUCCACCCUGCAGCCUUUAAUGGCUUGGAGCACCUGCUGGAACUCAAACUGCAGGGCAACCAGCUGAGAUCCCUGCCUGCUCUCUCAAUGCCCCAACUGCUGCUGCUGGACCUUCGCUUUAAUGUCUUACCCACCUUAGGUCCUUCAGACCUCCAGACCCCAAACCUGGAGUCGCUUAAAUUGGGUGGUGUGGGGCUCACCAGUCUGAAUAAGGAGCUAAUAGGUGGUCUGAAGAACCUCCACGAACUGGACAUCUCAGGAAACCAACUUGAGUCCUUCCCCUCAGUGCUAAAGGAGACCCAGGGGCUGAUUCACCUCAGCCUGGCUGGGAACCCAAUGGGUCCUCUUAAGUUUCAAGAUCUUCAAGGACAUCAGCUGCAGGAGUUGGACAUUAGCAGCCUUAGUCUGCAGGCUCUCCCUGAAGAGUUACCCCAGCUCCUACCUAACCUCAGAAAGCUUACAGUAGCAGAAAACCCCUUCAACUGUCUCUGCACCUUAGCAUGGUUCCCAAGAUGGCUGAGAGCCCAAAGCAUCACCCUUGAGAGAACAGAGGAGACACGCUGCCAUUUCCCCCCGAUCAAUGCUGGAAAGGUAUUGGAAAGACUGGAGCACAGGGAUUUUGGCUGUCCUACCACAACUACAGUCACCACUAGUACUGUAAAAACUACUAAUAUGCCGCCUGUUCCUGUCACUACCUUCCCAAGUACUACCAGAGCUAUUCCAGUCCCCAGGGCUAGUGACAACCCCAGAGACAAAGAUGACCAUUCUCCCCAGCCUCCUCUCCCUGCGUCCCCCAGUAGCAGCAGCAUGGACCCAGAUGAGGAGCAGCAUUUCUGUCCUUCUCACACCUGUCUGAAUGGGGGUACUUGUCGUUUGGACCAGCAUGGUCAGGUAGAGUGUACCUGUCCACAUGGCACCUUUGGCACGUAUUGUGAAGUCAAAAACCAUCACCUGCCUUCACCACCUGAAGCUGAAUUCCCCACAGCAACUGUAACUGUAGAUGCGCCAGACAUUUGCUCACAUCAAGCGACCGCAACCUCAAUCCUUCUGGACCUCCACCGCUACAUUGAAAUGCGGCCUUACAUCCGUGGAAUCCGCCUAACCUACCGCAAUCUCUCUGGGCCAGACCGCAGGCCAAUACAACUCAGCCUGCCAGCAUCCUUUCCAGAGUAUAGACUCAGGGGCCUGAAGCCCAACUCCACCUACACUGUGUGUGCCAGUCCACUAGGUGCCCCUAGUGGCAUAGACAGUGUCUGCACAGAGGCCCAAACGGCCACUGAAAGCACCAUGCGCCCUGAUGCACAGAUUGACAACCAGACAUUAACCACUAUGCUGGUACCUGCAAUUGCCAUCUUGCUAGUGCUGGUACUGAUAGCAGUAGCAGUGGGUGUGGUAUGCUAUCUUCGCAGGAAGAGGGCCAAGGGCCACCUGGACCUAGACUGCGAGCCCUCCCAGCUAGAGUUGGACGGAGUCAAGGCAGGCUUGGACAAUGGGGCACUGCCUCAAAAAGAGCCCCAGCUUAUGAUCCCUGAACCUGCGGUUCAGAAUGGCAAUCUGGAAUAUGAGGUGUUGCUACUUCAGGAUCACUGUACAUCAAAUAACAAUAUGUCUUUACACAAGCCCUCCUACUUUUGACACCUGGCUGACUACUCAGACCUAGAGGAGGAUUUUAAUUCUUCAGCUCUGUUUUCCCCACUGGUGAAAUACAGAGAGCGGCAACUGCUGUUGUGAAAAAGGAGGACACAGUAUCAGCCAGCCUACCAGCAAAGGAGAAACUGGAGAUCUAUUUAACUCAAUGCCCUCUGGUUGUCUAAAUAGACAUUAAACAAUUUCAAGAACAUCUGUCUGGACUAAAAAGCAUAGAAAGUGCCUCUGCUCCAUUACAUGCUGCAUACUACUACAAUAAUAUUUCCUCACCUUUCAGCUCCCAUGUUAUGAUGCUGGGAUUGAUGGUAUGUUGUCAUUGGCUGAAACCUAGGGUUAAGGGACAUAGUGACCUCAUGCCCUCCUUUAUCUGUUCAUAAAGGAGAAUGGACUGAAACGGGGUUGUGCUGCCUUUUCCCCAUCACAGCAGCCCAACUAAACACUAUCAGCAAUUGUUUUUGCUGCAUGUUGUAAUGGAGCAGUGCUUGCUGUGAAUGACCUUUAAGACACCAAAUGAAGUUGUGCAGAGAAAAUAGCUGAUGCUUGUAUCCCAUUAUUUGGCUCUAAAAACUUGUUUUGUUUUGUAUGUAUGUUUUUUUAUACCUGCCUUUUUGUUAUUUUUUAUUGUGCAACAUUGUGACUGUUAACAGCCCUAUAUACCCACCACCCCCACCUCUUGUGACUAACAGACAAAACAGCAGAUUAAAAUCUUUGAAGAUUAAAACUCAUUUGGUACCAGCAAAGUCAAUCAAAGGGCUUUGCCCCCAGAAUGUCAGACAGUCUAAGUAGAUGUAAGUCUGGACAGACUCAAGACUAAAUCCCCUUUCUCGAUUCUGAAACCCUCAGUCACAAAGGGACAAGGUAAACAGGAUGACAAAAAGGUAGUAGGGAAGUAGUUGUAGUAGUAGACUAAACACCUUCUGUUUCAGUGCUGCUUGCCUUUAUUAAGCACUGACAUGACCAUACCACAGCAAAAAAGAACUUUAUUUAUUAUUUAUCUUUUCUGCAAGGGAAACUCUGUUUUAUCCCUCAACCACAAUUCACAUACAACAUACUACUUGGCCUGGCUCACAACAAGCAAAGCAAAUAGUGCUUGUGUAUUGUGUUUCCCUUAAGUAAAAAUAGCAUGCUCAGUGUAAUGUUGUGCACAAUUUUUCCCUGGCAAAGAGGGUCCCAGUUUUGCUCACUUGUACCUAACCAGACUAUGGAAAGCCCACAGGCACAGUGCAGGAAACGUCAUAGUGUUUUAUAUUGUUGUGUAGAGGACAAUGAGACUUGUAAAGUGGGAGAUCCACUGGAAGGUUGUUAUGCAGACACAGAGUGCUGUGAUCCAAAUCUGUGAAUAUAGGGCAAAGAAGGACUCAAAGUAACAUUGUGUGUGUGUGUGUGUGUGUGUGUGUGUGUGUGUGUGUGUGUGUGUGUGUGUGUGUGUGUGUGUGUGUGUGUGUGUAGAUCUGUCAACUUCAGUGAUAAGUACAUGUUCUGUCUUGUGCAAAGCCUUGCAGUUACUAUCAGCAACCCCCUCUAUGUGCCCACAUGCCUAGGAGUACAUUAAGUCCCAUGUAACUAACACACCAAAGACACAUCUGUAAAGUUUCCUACCUACAGUAUUCCCAGUGCACAAUUAACCAUUCCAAGCUAACCGAAUGCAGUGAGAACCCACACAAAAAACAAUCAAGCAAUGCAACUGGAAUAUUUGUCUGUAAAAUAGAAUACAUUGAAGAUAACCAAAAGUAUUUUCAAUGUGAUUGUUAAUUUUUCCCUGUUUACUUUGGGAAGCUCUAUAUUGUCAUCCAUUGCUUUUUUUAUUCUGUGAACUUAUUUGUACAAAUGGAAAAGUGAUAUUAUCAUUAAAUGAAUAUCCAAAAAUAAAAA